AUGCCAGGCAUAACUCAGAAUAAUCGGAAACGGCCCUCGACAGUGGUUGACGACGAGGAAGACGAUCACUCCGAGCCAGUCUCACCAGUCUCCGUAGGAAGCAAACGUGCCCGUACUACCCGCCAUGCCUCCAGUAGCUCUGUUCAAAGCAGCGGUAUUCGAACCACCCGACCUCCACAGUCCAGGCGUGUGAAUGGCAUCUCUCAAUAUGUGGAGGAUGAGUUCCAGCCUGGCUCACUUAUACGCGUCAAGUUGAAGAACUUCGUCACCUACACAGCAGCCGAAUUUCUCCUGGGUCCGAGCCUGAACAUGAUCAUAGGCCCGAAUGGAACAGGGAAAAGUACACUUGUUUGUGCCAUCUGCCUUGGUCUGGGAUGGGGCAGUGAGCAUCUCGGAAGAGCAAAGGAUUUGGGUGCGUUCGUGAAGCAUGGGGCGACAGAGGCGGAGAUAGAAAUAGAGUUGGCCAAAGGUCCAGGCAUGAAAAGGAACCCCGUAAUUCAGCGGCUCAUUCGAAAAGAGGAUAACAAGUCGUUUUUCACCCUAAACGGAAAGCGGACUGCUCAAAAUGUCGUCACGGCGAUGUGCAAAGGCUUAUCGAUUCAAAUUGACAAUCUCUGUCAAUUCCUACCACAAGACCGAGUCGUCGAAUUCUCAAGAUUGUCAGAGGUCGACCGCUUGCGGGAAACCCAGCGUGCUGCGGCUCCUGCAUACAUGGUUGACUGGCAUGAUCAGCUCAAGGUAUUACGAGCAGAAGAAAAGGCCUUGGAGACCAAGCAACACAAUGAGAAAACCCAUCUCAGCAAGCUGGAAGCCCAGCAGAACGCAACGCGAGACGAUGUCGAACGCUGGCAUCAGCGCGAGGAGCUGUUGCAAAAGUCGAAGUGCCUGAAGAAAGUAGGACCAGCUAUCGAGCUCCGCCUACGCAAGCAGGCGAUUGGCCAGGCAAAGGUGGAUAUUCGUAAUGCAAGGCUGCAGCUCGACCAACUCAAUGCUGAUGUGGAGCCAGUGCGCCAGGCUCAGGCUGAGGUAGAAACGUACAAGAAACAGAUUGAGCGAGUGGUGGCACUCCAAAAGAAUCGCGUCGAGAUGUGCAAGACGCAGGCUGACAGGCUCUACAAAAACCUUGAGCAGGAAAGGCUGCAAGUUUCAGAUUUUGAAGACCGAGUCAAGGGGGAGCUCAGGGCCAAGAAGGAACGCGAACAAGACAUUGCCCGUACCAAAGCCGACAUUGCGCGUCUGGAGAGACAGCAGAAUGAGCAGCCUGUUAAUUAUGAUGCAGAGAAAUUUGACGCCCGGAAAGCUGAGAUCCGCACGCAACUAUCAGCUGCCCAGACUUCUCUUCGAGACAAGGAGGAAACCCACAGCGCAGGACGUCUUCGGGUGAUGGAGUUGAACAAAGAGAAUAGCCAAACGCAACAGCGGCGAGCACAACUGGAUACACAAAGUGGCAAGCAGGCAAAUCUUCUUUCGAAGAUAUCCCGGGACACUGCGACGGCGUGGGACUGGUUCCAAAAGAACAAGCAUACAUUACAACUCAAGGGUGAAGUGGUUGGCCCACCUCUGCUGGAGUGCUCGAUCACCCACCCUAGGUACGCACAGGCUGUCGAAAAUCAGUUGAGAAAGGGCGACAUUGUCGCAAUCACUUGCACCCACAGUGAUGAUGGGAAGCUACUUUCAGAUAAAUUUCUCUCCAAAGCGGAAAAUGGUGGACUUGACCUUCACGACAUCUUUCUGAGGUCUUCACCCAAGCCCCUGUCCUCUUAUCGGCCAGCUGCAUCGCCUGAAGAACUGUCCAGAUUUGGCUUCGAGGGCCACAUCCUCGACUACAUUCGCGGACCAGAUACUGUGCUUGCCAUGCUGUGCGAAAACACAAAACUCCAUCAGAUCGCUUAUUCGCCCAAGCAGAUUUCUGAUGAGCAGCACAGCGCCGUAGAGAACAGCAAUAUUCGCAAGUGGGUUAGUGGCAGUGAAAUUUAUCAGAUCACUGUGCGCAGGGAGUACAAUGCAAAGUCAACCGCAGUCACCCAGCUGAGGAGAGCGCAAUGGUUCGUGGAGCAGCAGGUCAACACCGAGGAAAAGCGAGAACUUGAUGAGAAGAUGAAGCAAAUUUUACGGGAGGCGACUGAGCUCAAGGAGGACCUUGCAGCCUUGAAGGGAGAAAUGGCUGAGCUUGAGGCGACUGUGGGUGAGCUGAAGAGAGAGAAAGAUGACAUUCAAAUGGAACAAGAGCGCUUGAGAAAAGCUGUCGCCGAAUGGAACGCUUUACCUGCCAAGAUCGGCACGAAACAGAGCGAGCUCGACGCAUAUGUUCAGCACAAUGCCGAAACAAACAGCCGUAUACGCGACAUCAAGACUGAGUCACGGGCUGUCCAGCUCAAGAUUGCCACCAUGACCCUCGAAUACGCCAAAGUAGUCACCCAGCUCCGCACCUAUUAUGAAUCACUUGUGGAAUCCGAAAUCCGCCUCAUCGAAGCAAAAUCUGAAUUCAACGCCCUGGUGCGCGAGAACCAAGAAAUACUCGAUCGCCUGAAACGCAAAGAAAUCGAAAUCAGCGACAUGGUCAAACGCGAUCAUGUCAUGCGUUCGGAAUAUCAAAGACUCCUCCGAGCUACACAAGAAGACAUCAACAAUCUCACUGAAAAGGAACGGGCCCUGUACGUCGAGUACCGCAAUCUCCCUGACAUGGCAGCCCUAGAGCACGAGAUCCAGACCGUCGAGGCACGUCUGGAGCUCAUGUCUGAGGGGAAUCCGGGAGCGAUCAGGGCGUAUGAGAAGCGUGAAGAGGAGAUUGUGCGCACAAAGGAGAAGCUCGAACAACACACUGACAGCCUCGAAGCGACAAAGGAGCAGAUCAAGGAAAUCAGGCAGAAAUGGGAACCCGAGCUCGACGCGCUCACUGACAAGAUCAGCGCGGCUUUUGCGUAUAAUUUUGAGCAGAUUGGGUGUGCCGGUCAGGUAGACGUGGACAAGGAUGAAGAGGACUUUAAUAAGUGGGGUAUCCAAAUCUCCGUUCGAUUCCGCGACGGCGAAUCCCUAGCCGUCCUCAACUCGCACCGCCAAUCCGGCGGCGAACGCUCCGUCAGCACAAUCUUCUACCUCAUGGCGCUCCAGGGCCUCGCCCAGUCGCCCUUUCGCGUCGUCGACGAAAUCAACCAGGGCAUGGACCCGCGCAACGAACGCAUGGUGCACGAGCGCAUGGUCGAUAUCGCGUGUCAGGAGCGCACGAGUCAGUACUUUUUGAUCACGCCGAAGUUGCUGGCUGGGCUCAAGUUUCAUCCGAAGAUGAAGGUGCAUGUUAUUAAUAGCGGGGAGCAUGUGCCGGACGGGAGGGCGGAUGGGGGUGCGGGUAAGGGCUGGGAUUUUAGGGAGAUGGCGAGGGUGGCGUUGAGGGUGAGGAAGGGGGUUCGUAUCCGCGCCCUCCCUCCGGAGUGA
Messenger RNA from Plenodomus lingam JN3, 3432 nucleotides. RefSeq lists its product as uncharacterized. Gene Ontology annotation, cellular component: nucleus; Smc5-Smc6 complex. Gene Ontology annotation, biological process: double-strand break repair via homologous recombination. Gene Ontology annotation, molecular function: single-stranded DNA binding; ATP binding; ATP hydrolysis activity. The record is from RefSeq and is a predicted model, not a curated record. Lineage: Eukaryota; Fungi; Ascomycota; Dothideomycetes; Pleosporales; Leptosphaeriaceae.